CUUGUCGACUCGUCCAAUAUGGCGAAUGUAGCGGCUUCUGCUGUUAACGCUGCGGGUAGAGACCCUGCUGUUGACCGCUCCCUUCGCUCCGUGUUCGUGGGAAACAUCCCGUAUGAAGCCACAGAGGAACAGCUGAAGGACAUCUUCUCUGAGGUCGGCUUAGUUGUCAGUUUCAGGUUGGUGUAUGACAGAGAAACAGGCAAACCAAAAGGUUAUGGCUUCUGCGAGUAUCAGGACCAGGAGACGGCGCUCAGUGCCAUGCGGAACCUGAACGGGCGAGAGUUCAGCGGACGAGCCCUCCGUGUUGACAAUGCCGCCAGCGAGAAGAACAAGGAGGAGCUCAAGAGCCUGGGGACUGGUGCGCCAGUCAUUGAAUCCCCCUAUGGUGACAGCUGCCAGCCUGAGGAAGCCCCAGAAGCAAUCAGCCGUGCAGUGGCCAGUCUUCCUCCAGAGCAGAUGUUCGAACUCAUGAAACAGAUGAAACUCUGUGUGCAGAACAGCCCACAAGAAGCGAGAAACAUGCUUCUGCAGAACCCCCAACUGGCCUAUGCUCUGCUGCAAGCCCAGGUGGUUAUGCGAAUUGUGGACCCUGAAAUUGCUCUGAAAAUGCUCCACCGGCAGACGCAGGUGCAGCCCCUGGUCUCCAGCAGUCAGGCUGGCCCAGGACCCGUUCCUGUGCCUGGCCAGCCUCUUCCUCAGCCCGCUGUGCCACAGCCACAGCCAAUGGUGGGGAUGCAUGUAAAUGGAGCCCCCCAGAUGAUGCAGCCUGCCCAGAUGGUGGCAGGUGUACCUGGACCCAUGCCAGGGCAAGGACCUAUGGGACCUGCAGGUGGGAUGCAACCCCAGAUGGGAAUGCCCCAAACCGGUCCAGUACCCAUGGAUCGUGGACAAGACUUUCAUGGAAGCCUUCAGCACUCUCCCGUAGGAUCGUCAGCACAGGCUGCUAUCGAGCGGCCGCAAGUGUCCAUAGCAGAUCCACGGGCUCCCAUGCGUGGGGGUGUCCCCCCCGGCCCCUCGGUGGUUGCUCCUCGUGGCCUGCUCGGUGAUGGCCCCAAUGACCCUCGAGGUGGCACACUGCUCUCGGUGACAGGGGAGGUAGUGGAACCCAGCCGUGGUUUUAUGGGGGCCCCCCCACACCAGGGCCCACCCAUGCACAUGGGACACGUCGGGGGUGGGCCUCCUCCUGAGAUGCGAGGUCCACAUGAUAUGAGAGGAGGGCCCAUGAUGGACCAACGGGGCCCGCCCAUGGAAGCCAGGGCUCCUAUGCCUGGAGGUCGUGACCCCAGGGCUGUAGAAGCCCGCGGCCUGGACGGCAGAGGUCCCGUGUCGAGCCAGAGGGUUCCCAUGGCAACCGGUAUGCAAGGCCCCAUGCCACACGGCAUGGGAGGAGGUGCGCCUCCACCUGCCCGACCGGCUCCUGGGCACUCAGGAGUGCCCCAGACAGGAGGCUUCAGUCCAGGUCAGAACCAAGUCACCUCACAGGACCAUGAGAAGGCUGCAUUGAUCAUGCAGGUCCUGCAGCUGACCCCUGAACAGAUUGCCAUGCUGCCACCAGAGCAGAGGCAGAGCAUCCUGAUUCUCAAGGAGCAGAUCCAGAAGACAGCCGGGGCACCCUGAGGAGCACGGAGAACAGGCGGUUUUAGAUGUUCCCAUAGUUCACCUGUGCUCCAUUUUUUGUAUCAGACUUUGGAGAAGAUGAGAAGUUUAGAAGACAAGCUUAACAUGCACAGUUGUACUUUUUUUUUUUUUUUUUUUUUUUUUUUUCCCCUC
Messenger RNA from Scleropages formosus (Asian bonytongue), 1770 nucleotides. It is a transcript of the gene cstf2, whose product is annotated as cleavage stimulation factor, 3' pre-RNA, subunit 2. The coding region runs from base 19 to 1617 and encodes 532 amino acids. Gene Ontology annotation, biological process: mRNA 3'-end processing. Gene Ontology annotation, molecular function: mRNA binding. The record is from RefSeq and is a predicted model, not a curated record. Gene Ontology annotation, cellular component: mRNA cleavage and polyadenylation specificity factor complex. Lineage: Eukaryota; Metazoa; Chordata; Actinopteri; Osteoglossiformes; Osteoglossidae. The transcript is spliced from 16 exons.